GUUUUACCUUUAAUUUUGUCCAUUGCUCUUUGCAUAUUUUUCGAAGCAUUGACACCAAAUAAGAAAAUUAAAGAUAUAACAAUUGCAGAUAGAGGAGAACUUUCUAACAUUAAAAAAUAUAUAGACAAUACUUUUUCUUUUGAUUCUUCUCAAUUUUCUGAUCAGAUGAGAAUGCCUGAUAUACCGAAUUCUCUGCUAGUAUAUGUGUUGAAAAAUCUUGGAGGAAACACACGUUGGAAAAAAAUAUUCUUUCAGAAGUGAAAUUGCUGGAUGAAAUUAUACAGAACAUCACAUUAGAAACUGAUGGGAAAUUAACACAAUAUAGCGAUAUUUGCUUACUUAUGCACAAAAAGUGCGCCAGAAAUUCUAUUAUUGAAGUUAUAUCAGAAGUGGGAAUUGAUUCCAUAGUACAAAAGAGAAAGAAACUGAAGUUUCCUAUAGAUAUAGAUUUAUUGUCUUUCACUUAUAAACCCUAUUUUCUAAACUUUGGAGGUGUUAUUCAGGAUAAUCUUAACUUUGUAGAAAAAGUAAAUGCCAUUAGGCUAAUUUAUACGACUGAUGAAAAAAAUGAAGUAAAAAGCACGUUCUUCGUAAAAUGGUCGGCUCAUGUUUACGAAAUGAUUCAAAAAUAUAAUUUUACACAUAUUAGGGUUGUGCCAUAUUCAAUGAUAAAAAUAGAACAAGAAUUUCUAAAAGAAUUUAAUGAAUUGAAACCCAAAAUAGGAGGAUUGGUUGCGAUUAUGAUUGUACUUACGAUAUUUCUUAGUAUGAGCCAUAGCUGGAUGAGAAGCAAACCGCUUCUUGGAUUAGCAAGUGUGAUCAACGCUGGUUUGGCUGUUGUAUCGUCUUUUGGAUUAAUGGCUGCAUCGGGUGUAGAAAAUACUUACUGGAAUACUACAAUUCCUUUUUUAGUUCUUGUGACCGAGAUAGACGAUGCUUUCGUAUUAGUCGCGUGUUGGAGGAUCUCUAAUCCUAAACAUUCAGUUGAGAAACGCAUGGACACAACAUAUGGAGAAGCAGGAGUUUCCAUCACACUCACAUCACUGACUAAUUUUCUUUCGUACUGCAUCGGGAUGAUGGCUCCAUUUCCUUUUAUUCGAAUCUUCAGUUAUUAUACUGCAACUUGCAUAAUGUUCAAUUUUGUAUAUCAGAUAACGUUUUUCGGAGGAUGUUUGGCAUUGAGUGGAUAUAGAGAAGAAAAGGAUCUUCAUUCUGGAAAAUUUCAUAGAACUGAACAAAGUGAUGAAUAUCGUGAAGAUAAUGAUAACACCGAAGAAGAAGAAUUCACUAUGGCAGUUUUCCGAAAUUUAUUAGGAAAAAUACUUUCAAUUCCAUUGGUGAAGAUAAUUGUUAUUAUCGUUUAUAUUAUUAAUUUAUCAUUUGCAAUUAGGGAAACAUUUUACAUUCAGCAUGGUAUUAAAUAUGAAAAUUUGUUUCCAGACAAUUCUCUAAUUUCACAAGGCAGUAGAAUACUUUACAAGUAUUUCACGCGUUAUGCUUUUCCUUUUCAGAUAGUUAUUAAUAAAACGUUGGAUUACUCAGAUAUGAAGGUACAAAACUUGAUAGAAAAUCUGUUGAAUAAAUUUGAACAACAUCCAAAUAUCGCCGGCGAUGAAUUUACUGUGUCCUGGUUAAAAUUCUAUAAAGAAUUUCAGAAAAGUCCCGUAGCGAAAUUUUCUUUACAGGGUUAUAAUAUGUCAAAUAAACAGGAUUUUAUCGAUGGACUACGCGAUGUGUUCUUUAACAUCGGUCCUGCUCAGUCACUAUCUAAUGACAUAGUUUUUAACAACAACAAAACUGAUAUCUUUUACAGCAGAUUUUUUAUUAUGGGAAAAAAUUUGAACUCUUCACACACAGAAACAGAUACAUUAAGAGAUUUAUUGAAAAUCGCUGACAAAUCCGAAAUUCCUGUGCUGGUGCAUUGUAUUAAAUCAGGUAUAAUUGAACAAGGGAUCAUUAUUGGUCAAAUGAUUAGCCAAUUGUUUUGGAUUACUGCUGUACUAAUAACAGGAGUUUUUCUGUUGUUCGUACCGAAUUUAUUAGUCGCAAUUGUUGUUGCGAUUUCUGUUGUUUCUUCAAUGGUAGAAACUUUGGGUUACAUGUCUUUAUGGGGCGUGAAUUUGGAUAUUAUAUCAAUGAUGAGUCUUAUUGUGUGUGUGGGAUUCAGCGUCAAUUAUCCCGCUCAUAUUUCGUAUGCUUUUGUCAUGUCACGAAGCAAGACAGCAAUAGAGAAAUUAAAAGAUUCUCUGUAUCGUGUAGGCUUUCCUAUACUUCAAGGAACAAUGACCACAGGAUUAGGAAUAUUGAUUUUAUAUUCUAAUGUGUAUUUUCUUUCCACAUUUGCAAAAAUCGUAAUUCUUGUUGCUAUAGAAACGGCUUUUCACGCGUUAUUCUUUAUUCCUGUAGUUCUUUCUCUCAUAUACGUUAUUUUGGAAAAGGUAAAAUUAAGUUGUUAUUAA
This is a messenger RNA of Centruroides sculpturatus (bark scorpion), 2459 nucleotides long. Its product is annotated as patched domain-containing protein 3-like. Gene Ontology annotation, cellular component: membrane. NCBI's taxonomy places the organism in Eukaryota, Metazoa, Arthropoda, Arachnida, Scorpiones, Buthidae. Bases 342 to 2459 code for a protein of 705 amino acids. The record is from RefSeq and is a predicted model, not a curated record. The transcript has 3 exons.